Molecule: messenger RNA, 1524 nt
Organism: Nelumbo nucifera (sacred lotus)
Lineage: Eukaryota; Viridiplantae; Streptophyta; Magnoliopsida; Proteales; Nelumbonaceae
Gene: SBPASE
Product: sedoheptulose-bisphosphatase
Biological process (GO): fructose metabolic process; gluconeogenesis; sucrose biosynthetic process
Cellular component (GO): cytoplasm
Molecular function (GO): fructose 1,6-bisphosphate 1-phosphatase activity
Source: RefSeq, a predicted model, not a curated record
CCCAUUCUUCUGUUGGGAAGUGAGAAAUAGCCUCUGAAGAAAGCAAAGUUCUUGCAGAGUUUGAUCAAACCGUGCAACCAUGGAGACCAGCAUCACAUGCUACACGCGAGGGACGUUUCUGUCCAACGUCUCCUCUCAACGCUCAACUGUGCUGCCAUCUCUACCUUCCAUUUCUCGAUCCUUCAACUUACGAAGCCUGAAAUCAAGCUCCCUGUUUGGCGAAUCAUUGCGCACGGUGUCGAAAUCAUCGCUCAAGGUUUCCAAGACAAAGAGCUCUUCUUCACUCAUCACUAGAUGUGAGAUCGGUGAUAGCCUGGAGGAGUUCCUAACAAAAGCAACACCAGAUAAGGGAUUGAUCAGGUUAAUGGUGUGCAUGGGGGAAGCACUGAGGACCAUCGCCUUCAAAGUGAGGACGGCCUCUUGUGGAGGGACAGCCUGUGUGAAUUCUUUUGGAGAUGAACAGCUUGCGGUUGACUUGCUUGCCAACAAUCUUCUGUUCGAGGCCUUGAACUAUUCACACUUCUGCAAAUAUGCUUGUUCUGAGGAAGUUCCUGAGCUGCAAGACAUGGGAGGCCCAGUUGAAGGUGGGUUCAGUGUUGCCUUUGAUCCUCUUGAUGGCUCCAGCAUCGUUGACACAAAUUUCACAGUGGGUACCAUCUUUGGUGUCUGGCCUGGGGAUAAGUUAACUGGUGUAACAGGAAGAGAUCAAGUUGCAGCUGCCAUGGGUAUCUAUGGUCCUCGUACUACUUAUAUUCUAGCUCUCAAAGACAUCCCUGGAACCCAUGAAUUUCUUCUUCUGGAUGAAGGCAAGUGGCAACAUGUUAAAGAUACUACACAAAUUGGAGAAGGAAAGAUAUUCUCUCCUGGAAAUUUAAGAGCAACAUCUGAUAACCCUGCCUAUGAUAAGCUAAUCAACUACUAUGUAGGAGAGAAAUACACAUUGCGGUACACUGGAGGAAUGGUGCCGGAUGUCAACCAGAUCAUUGUAAAAGAAAAGGGUAUCUUCACAAAUGUGUCAUCUCCAUCUGCCAAGGCCAAAUUGAGGUUGUUGUUUGAGGUUGCUCCUCUUGGUUUCUUGAUUGAGAAAGCAGGGGGAUACAGUAGUGAUGGCACCCAAUCUGUCUUAGACAAGGUGAUCAACAAUCUGGAUGAAAGAACCCAAGUUGCCUAUGGGUCCAAGAAUGAGAUUAUCCGGUUCGAAGAAACUCUAUAUGGAACCUCAAGGCUCAAGGCUGGUCAACCAGUUGGAGCAGCUGUUUAAGACUUAAGUUCUCUUGUUUCAAAUGUUUUCUUGACCAAAUAUCAUGCUUAUAAGCGUUUUCCAUUCGAGUAGGAGAUACAAAAUUGAAUAUGUGGAGAUGGGUGGAUCAGUUAGGAAGAAAGGUCACCAUUUUCUGAAGUGUCUUCUGAAAUGCAACUUUUUUUUAUACUUUGAUGCAUCAUCUAUUUUUCUCCUAUUUAAGUUUUUUGACAAAUAUCUGUAAGUCAUUCAAAGAUUAUCAAUCUAUCUUCGUUUAAUGCUUA